Messenger RNA from Trichobilharzia szidati, 1442 nucleotides. NCBI's taxonomy places the organism in Eukaryota, Metazoa, Platyhelminthes, Trematoda, Strigeidida, Schistosomatidae. The record is from the annotation of a GenBank genome assembly.
GUUUAUCGAAAGCUACCGCGCUAACCAAAAAAGGCAGAUUGGACGUUGUCUCACUCAUCUCCCUACCACUUUUCCUGGGUUUUUGUGAUUAACAUCUUUUUGUGCACAAAUGAAUUAUUCAAGGGAUCCACCACCUCCGUACGAAACAACUAAUACUGCUCCAUAUCCUACAAUCGGUUUUGCAGUUGGACCAUACUCUGAUUCAACAGGAUAUCAAGGUGAACCAUCUAAUCCAGAGCCUAAAUCUAAUCGUACUGAACCGUUUACAAGUUUACAAUAUUCUGAGAAAAGUGUUAGGCAUGCUUUCAUUCGAAAGGUCUAUCUAAUUUUAACAGCUCAGUUAUUAGUGACUUCAACAUUUAUAUGCACUUUUCUUUUUUCGUAUCGUGUAAAGUAUUGGGUUGCAAGAAAUUCAUGGUUUUAUUACCUAUCCUAUGCGGUUUUUCUAUGCACCUAUAUUGCAUUGGUUUGUUGCCCGAGUGUAAGACGAAGAUAUCCUGGAAAUAUUAUCGCGCUAUCUAUUUUUACAUUGGCAUUCUCCUAUAUGACGGGUACUAUCACAUCAUAUUAUGAUACACAAUCUGUUCUGAUCGCUGUUGGUAUUACCGCUUGUCUGUGUAUAGCAAUCUCUAUAUUUGCUAUGCAAACACGAAUUGAUAUUACUAAAUGCACUUCAUUAAUAUUUGUCUUGUCUAUCGUUGUGAUGUUAACUGGAAUUGCUUGCAUAAUUGUCUAUGCAGUAUCUGGACCGAAUAGAGUUUUGCAAGCUGUCUACGGUGGACUUGGAGCAUUGCUAUUCGGAGUGUAUUUGGCUUUCGAUACACAACAUAUUAUGGGUGGACGAGAACAAGAACUCGGUGCAGAGGAGUAUAUUUACGGUGCUUUACAAUUAUACAUGGAUGUGGUCAAUUUAUUCCUUAUGAUUCUAUCAUUAUUCGGUAGCAGAGACUAAUUGAUUAAUGAAUGAAUUAAUUAAUUAGUGUAGAGUUGUUAUUCAAUGCCUUCCUAAAUCAAUCCUAAGAAGGCAGAGUUCAUACAUACCAUCACAUACCAAAAAAAACAACAAAAACAAACAACAGAAAUCACCAUUACAAUGAAUUUAUACACUUUGUUUUCAUUAUCUCUUCACCUUUCUUUCGAUAUCUAUACAUAUAUAUGUGUACCCCUCGCCUCGCCUAUUUCUUAUUGUUCCCCUGUUCAUCAUGUUUCAUUUCACUACGAGUAUAAUUUAUUCCCCAUCAUUGUCGUUAUUAUUAUUAUUAUUAUCAUCAGUAUUCAUGCUUUUCCGUGAACAAUAUGAAAAAAAGACGGUGAUUACGUAAUCAAAAAUUUAUUUAUAUUAUUUGAAUAAUGUUACUUACCUCUUAUCAUUCAUAUUUAUCAAAAUCAUAACUCUUAUUGUUGUUGCUGUUGUCUGAUUUUUGGUAAACGUUCCAUUAUCC